Corticium candelabrum is the source of this 1275-nucleotide messenger RNA. RefSeq names its product low density lipoprotein receptor adapter protein 1-like. NCBI's taxonomy places the organism in Eukaryota, Metazoa, Porifera, Homoscleromorpha, Homosclerophorida, Plakinidae. The coding region runs from base 53 to 1090 and encodes 345 amino acids. The transcript is spliced from 10 exons. The record is from RefSeq and is a predicted model, not a curated record.
GUGACUUAUUUUACUCAAGGAGCAGAGUUGCAAGUCCUUGCGUCAUUGCACGAUGCCAUUCGGACGAAAGGGAUUCAAAGUCGCUCACGAUCCGGAGGCCACGCGACACAAAGAGGCAGACACACGCCGGACGAAGAAAGAGGAAAGUCUGCAGGAGUGGCUGCACGCCAAAGAAGACUUCUUCGACGGCAUUGAAUUCUUCAUCGAAUAUUUGGGGUACAGCGAGGUGACCGAGCCAACAGGCCGGCAGAACUCCGCGGAGAUCAUCCAUCGGUUGAUGCAAAAGAAAAACAUUCAGAAAGAGACGCUCGUUGUGACUGCUAACGGUCUGAAAAUUAAAGGUGAAGACUUUGACCAAAGCCAUCCAAUGGCGUUCGUGCACAUCUACAGGAUAUCUUGGACCAUGAUUGAUCGCAUACGGAAGAGACUCUUUUGCUUCAUUGCUCGUGACAAAACGACCAAGAAGCUCCUCCUCCAUGUAUUUCAGUGCAACUCGAAGCGCGAGGCAAGCACCAUUACCCUGACUGUUGCACAGGCGUUUCAGAUUGCCUUUGAUGUGUUUCAAAAGAAAGAUGAAGAGACAAGAAAAGCAGUUAAACAGAAAAUGAAGGAGCAAGAAAUGGAAGACGCGAAAGCAGCAGCUGAAGGAGAUGAAGCAGACGGAAUCUACGAAGAGAUUCCAGACGAGCUGAAGAAGAAACCAGAAACAGACGAAGCAAACUCUGAAAAACAAGAAGAAACCACUGCAAAACAAGAAGGCGCUGAAAAACAAGAAGAAAGCGCAGACCAAGAACCGAAACUGCGAGGACGUCCACUUCAAAGGAGAAGGUCUAGUAGAAGAGUGUCUGUGAAACUGCGACAUCGUCAAUCUACUAAAAGGCCCACCACUAGCGAAGACGAGGAUAAACUCAUAGAAAUGCCAGACGAAGACAUCAAAGAAGAAUUUAAGAGGUUGACUCUGCGCCGUGAGACUCCGGAUCUUCCUGAGAUGGACUUCGAUCCUGAUGACAAGACCGACCAGGUUGCCCAGUUUCUCACUGGCGAGAAGACGGCUGAAGGUAUCUUAGAAGAGGAAGAAGAAGCUAACUAACCAGCUGGACGCUGUAACUGAGUUUUGUUUGGUAUGACCAAGUUAUAAAAUUACGCUGUGGCAACGUAUACAGCUACUAGAAAAGGAAUAUUUAGAGGCUUGCUGCACCAAGUUAUGAUGAGCACGUGACAUAUUUUAGCUCAUCUGAUAGGAGGAAAUUACAUGAAGAAAUGUACUUGUAGAAA